CGCUGUCUGAUUGGACAUCCUGGGGGUCCAGCACAGUGGCCUAGCACCAGCCGCUUGGUUGAGGCCAUUUGUACAAAGCUGUGUGCCGUUCACAAGUCCACUUCCAAGAAGGCUGGUGUUCGCACGCCCAGGUGGUCUAAAAUACUGACCGAUUACCACCACAUCCGGGAUCUGGUGCUUGGCAGUCGCAGGCUGAUGGAUGAAACAGUGAUCCAGCUUUUUGAGCUAAACCAGAAGACGCUUAUUCAGUGGUUUCAACGGAGGCAAAAGGAUCAGGAAAUGAGUGUACUCACUCAGGGACUGACUCCACUUGAUCCAAUUGCUGUGGCAGAUACGCAGCUUCCUUUGCCGAGGGAAAAAUUGGACGAGGCACCAUCAACAUCAGGCCCCAAACACCAGUUUGUCUUUCCUCCAAAUAAAGAAGGACAGGCACCUCUUAUUCGACCUGGUCGAAAGUCUGCUUCUGCAACCACCACAGUUUGCUCCUUCCUGCCGGAUGCCACCACGGUGUGCUCCUUUCCACUGGCCCCCACGACGGUAUGCCCCAUUGCGCCAACCCCCACCACAGUCUGCCACAUUGCACCGGCCCCUACCAUGGUGUGCCCCGUCACACCGACCUUCACCACAGUGCGCCCCAUCUCGCCAGCUUCCACCACAGUGUGCCCCAUCAUACCAGCCUCCACCACAGUGCGCCCUAUUGCGCCGGCCCCCACCACAGUGCGCCCCAUUGUGUCUGCCCCCACCACGGUGUGCUGCUUUCCACCGACCCUUAGCACGGUGUGCCCCAUUGCACCACCCCCCAUAGCACCAGGUGUUAUGCAGCCCAUUUCAGGACCUGAAUCAUUGUUUGGCACACUUGUUUUUAACCCAGACAUGAGUGUGUCAAUGGUGAUUCCAUCAUUUGCUGCACCAACAUCCAGUGCAGUCCCAGCUUCACCUGCACCUGCUGUUCCUCCACCUGCACCUGCUCCACCUGCACCUGCUGUUCCUCCACCUGCACCUGCACUUCAAAUGGCAAAUCCUUAGAGAACUGGUUGGCAGAACAGCGCCAGCAAAAUAAAGGACAAACUCCAGCUCCAGAAUAAAGGACAAAUUGCUGUAUAUAUUUUUGUAAAUGUUACAUGGGUACUCUCUCUCUCUC
Danio rerio (zebrafish) is the source of this 1141-nucleotide messenger RNA. The record is from RefSeq and is a predicted model, not a curated record. Lineage: Eukaryota; Metazoa; Chordata; Actinopteri; Cypriniformes; Danionidae.